Phanerochaete carnosa HHB-10118-sp is the source of this 360-nucleotide messenger RNA. RefSeq lists its product as uncharacterized. The annotation marks the transcript as partial. The record is from RefSeq and is a predicted model, not a curated record. The transcript has 2 exons. Lineage: Eukaryota; Fungi; Basidiomycota; Agaricomycetes; Polyporales; Phanerochaetaceae.
UACCUGCGCAUCUUACCGUGGAGAAGUUCUAGGACAAGCAAAUCCUGUUAUUUAUGCCAGAGGAAGGUACAAAUCUAUAGAAUGCGCGGUCAUGUCGACCAGCAUAUCUUGUGGGCACGAAGAAGUAUAGAAGACGUAUCGUUGAAGACGGCCAUCGGUCUCGAGCCAUGUGGGUUCUGUGGGCGCGACAGGACCUGCUUCACGCAACUUCGGCAAAAAGCAGGUCGCGGACAAGGCUACAAUAUCAUAUCAAAUUGCUUGUACCACUAUCAGAAGAUGAACUAUACCUCGGCGAAAAAUGUUACCAAGACUAGCCCAUGUACCAAUGUGCCCAUUCACUGCGUCAUCUGCCCAUCUCUU